GAUCCGCCUGCGCAUUGUCUCGUGCGAGCACACGGAGGGGCUCGUGGCAGCUCGGGUCCCGGCAGUGAUUGGUGAGUUUGGUGGGGCACUCCUCGGCAAGAUGGCUGCAUUGCUGCGCGCAAUAGUGGCAUCCUGGUGAAAUGACGCAAGCCACAGUUUACGCUCAGUCCUCGAGGCUCUGAGCUCUGCGCUCUCCCAAACGGCGCAGAUCCCGCCCGACUCGCAGCCGGAAGACCGACCCGGCGAUCCUCCAGUGGACCGAGGAGAACCGGUUCAUCUGAGGAGCCCGUUUGCACUCCCCGUGCCCACAGCUCUGCCUCCCCCUGUGGGGAACAAAGCCCCCAGUGUCUCGGUGCAGCGCAGCUGGACACAGCUGUUGAGCCGAGCUGCAGCUCAAAAAGCCCCGGGACAGAGCUCUGUGGCCCGGCCGGGGGCUGCUGCUGCACGGCCAGCCUGCCGCACGGAAACCCAUUGCCUCCUGUUGACCACCUCACAUGACCGGUGAGAGUGAGAUGAGGAGAGGCUUCACAGUGUGAGGCCAUGGGCUGCACCUCGGCCAAGCAGGUGUCGGCCGUGCCCAACGAUGAGGAGGGACGCGGCAAGGCCUACAGCAACGGAGACCUCUUCACUGACGAAUACAAGAUGAAGGGAGUGGAGGAGGUGAAGUACAUGAGAGGGGAGGAAAACCGGGUGAACGCACGCAACCAGGAGAAUCUGGAGAAGAGUAAUGUGCAGUACAGGGGCAAACAGCAGAAAGAGGUCUCCUCAGCAAACAUCAAGUCUAACAUUCACACGUCAGAGAGCCAGCAAGAAUUUUUCAGAAUGCUGGAUGAGAAGAUUGAGAAGGGACAAGACUACUGUUCGGAGGAGGAGGAGGAGGAAGAUGGGACAUAGCACAAAGGCCCCCGAGAUGCACCCUCACAGAGAGCCUCACAACGUGUGUGUGUGUGUGUGUGUGUGUGUGUGUGUGUGUGUGUAAAUGCGGACGUGUGUGCUUAUGUGUGCCAGAGAGAGUUGAACCAGUGUUUUAGCAGUGACGGGACUCUGUAUGUGUUGGUAUGAGCAUGUGUGUGUUUUUGGACGUAUGGCAAAGAUAGUAUUUUAAUCGAAAGAGUGGUGGAUACAUGAGAGAGAGAGAGAGAAAUGGGAUGAAGAGCACUUUCUUCAGAGACUACAGCCCUCCUCACCCCUUCCUGAGCGGACAGAUGGAGGUGGCGGAGCGAUGAAGGGACAGACGGAUGAAAAGAGGGAGCGAUGGUGGAGGACGUGACGAGCAGGAGACCGUCGGCUCAAACUGAGUAAUUUCAUCAAGCAGCUCCUCAUCCCUCCAUCUGUCCCUCCGUAUUUAUCCGGCUGUACCUCUGUGGGUUCGAUCCUGAAUAUUUAACCCAUGCAAUUGGACAUAGGAACUCCUAAAUAUGGAGCUCCCAGUACGGACACAUGUCCUUGCUGGGUGUGAUGGGGACGAGACACACACGUAAAGAAGAAAGGAGGCCCUGGGAAGAAAAGGUGGUGGAGGCAGAGGCGUUGCGUAACACCACCAGGAUCCCACACUGAACUUCUACCUACAGCCAUGCCGACUGGGCCGACUCGGCCACGAGGGGACUGAGAGAAUGGGUGAGGGCGGGUGAGGAAAGAGAAUGAAAAAUUGUGAUAUUUUAAUAAGAGAGAGUAGGGAGCCAGCCGGUGAUUUUAGAAACUCUAAACUCCUCCUGCCUUCUGAAGUCAAGGACUUUUUGUGUUUCGCAACUACAUGUUCAGUUAUUUGUUUCCCUCUUUUCUGAUGUUAUUUUCUUCAGUUUGUUUUACUCUUGGCUUCCUUUUGUAGUGCAUCAUCAUCAUCACCAAUUCAAUUAUCGUUCUCCUCACCACAGCAGGCUGAAGCUGUGUUAAUUCAACCCAAUCCAUCCUUCAUAUAUUAAUAUUGCAGAUCCACACACACACACACACACACACACACACACACACACACAUAGUCUGUUUUUGUACAUAUCGUAGCACACUUUCAUUCCAACACACCUCAGCAUGUACAUAUAAACCAUACAAACACACACACACACACACUAUUGUAUCCCUUUUCAUUUCACCAGCAGACUGUCAUGUGCAUCAUAAAGCUCUGUUUCCACUUUGAUUCAGUGUUCUCACACACACACACACACACACACUGAAGCAGAAAACUGGGCUGAGCUCAAAGGGAGGAUGCGUUGUUGCCCUGUAGACACAGAUCACUUUUCUUUUUUUUCCUCUUUACCGGAUACUUCCUGUUCUAUUAUUUUGGAUACUUUUUUUUUUCUAUUAAAAAUAAAAACGAAGAAGCGCUUA
Cyclopterus lumpus (lumpfish) is the source of this 2322-nucleotide messenger RNA. RefSeq lists its product as uncharacterized. The transcript is spliced from 7 exons. The coding region runs from base 541 to 894 and encodes 117 amino acids. NCBI's taxonomy places the organism in Eukaryota, Metazoa, Chordata, Actinopteri, Perciformes, Cyclopteridae. The record is from RefSeq and is a predicted model, not a curated record.